GCUUGUCGAGAGGCGUUGUCGCAAACCAGCAGCAGCAGAAUCGAACACUCGAGGAUCAGACACCCGCCGGCGCUCAAGCACUCCACACACUGCGCACAUCUCCACCGCUGUGUGCACCAACACCGACUCAAACACCACCACCGCAAACACCGCCCGAGACUCACUCCGCUCCCGAGCAAUCAAGAGAAAGCGCCAUGGCCAACUACAUUCACGUCCCGGACGAGGCUCCAGCUGUACCCAAAAUAGACGUGACUGUUGACGAGGCUGACUACAGACCCGGAGCACUGACACUCCUCAAGGAGCUGAGACCCAGCUGGAAGCCGUCGGAGGUUAAAAUAAAGUUUUUCACAGAUGGAAUAACCAAUAAGCUGCUGGGCUGCUAUGUGGGUCCAGUCAUGCUGGAUGUGGUGCUGGUCCGUAUUUACGGCAACAAAACCGAACUGCUGGUGGACCGGGAGAAUGAGAUUAAAAGCUUCAGAGUACUACAAGCACAUCGCUGUGCCCCGCGCCUCUUCUGUACCUUCAAUAAUGGCUUGUGUUAUGAAUUUCUGCAAGGAACUGCCCUGGAGCCUGAACACAUUCGCAGCAAACCUGUUUUCAGGCUCAUUGCCAGGCAGCUGGCCAAGUACCAUGCCAUUCAUGCCCACAAUGGCUGGGUGCCCCAGUCUGACAUGUGGCUAAAGAUGGGCAAGUACUUUGCUCUCAUCCCCAGGCACUUCAAGGACCCUGAGCGGAACGCCAGGUUGCGCAUGGAGGUGCCCAGCCCCCGCUGCCUCAGAGAAGAGCUGGUGUGGCUCCAGCAGAGUUUGUCGGUGCUGGGCUCCCCCGUAGUUUUCUGCCACAACGACCUGCUCUGCAAAAAUAUAAUCUUCAAUCAGGAUGAAGGCAAUGUAAAGUUCAUUGACUACGAAUAUGCUGGGUACAAUUACCAAGCCUACGACAUUGGGAAUCAUUUCAAUGAGUUUGCUGGCCUGAAUGAGGUGGAUUAUAGUCACUACCCAGAUCGGGCCUUUCAGCUGCAGUGGCUGCGCUCCUACUUGGAGGCCUAUAAGGACCACAAAGCCCAGGGUACCGACGUGACUGACAGAGAGGUUGAGAUCCUUUACGUCCAAGUAAACCGAUUUGCCCUGGCAUCUCAUUUCAUCUGGGGUCUCUGGGCUCUGAUUCAGGCCAAGUUCUCAACCAUCGACUUUGACUUCUUAGGAUAUGCCGUCCUGCGCUUCAACCAGUACUUAAAGAUGAAACCUGAGGUUCUUGGGUUGACCUUACCUGAGUAAAAGCCCUCAACCCCUCGUGUUCUCUUCCGCCUUGCCCUUCCUCCCUUCCAACCUCCUCUGCGCCUCACUUACCGAUAGCUGAGCGCCCUCUAGGGGUCUGUUUGGGGAAGAGCCAGACUGACAGUCUGUCCCGUUCAGUGCCUGCAGGUCCCCUCCAGGGCCCUUAACCCUUAGAGAUUGAAGGAACCACAGUCUUGGUCAUCAUAUCCAGUCAAAUCUUUGUUAAACAAAUUAAUAUGAUGGGUGCCAUGUGAAGUUCACAUUGUUGUGGUGAUUUCAGUUGUUCUAGUAUCAAUUAUGAUAUUAACAUGAUAUCAGCAUAUGUGUUAAAAGCUUUUCUCACAGCUCAAAUAACUAUAAACAGUAAGACAGUAAUGCCUCAUUUAUAAACCAUUACAUAGCAACAACUCAACAUGACUGACAAGUGGCCCAAACAAUAAUCUGAUCGCCGGGAGAGACCCCUUUCUCAUAUGCACAGUCAUGGGGAAACCCCUUGAGAGCCUGCCCUGCGAAUGAUCAAAUUAAUAUGACAUCAACACAAAGCCCACUUUGUUUACCAAGAAACCAAGAUGAAAAAGUCAAGAUGGAAAAGGCCAGUGCUAUCCUUUCAAUCCCAUGUGAUACGAACCACACCACAAGAGGAACAAAUACUUGUGGCCUGCCUUGUGACUCUUGUUUUCACCCUUAUUUUCCUCCAGCAUACUGUGCAUGGGUGGUGCACCAGAAUAGCCAUGUCAUUGUUGUUGCUGCGUAGUGUGCGCUAAGGGUUUGUGUUUUGGCUUUCUAGGCUGACGGUAGAAACAUAAACUUGUAGUAAAGCAUCUUGUGUUUACAUAUUAACCUCUCCCUCGAGCUGAAAUGGCAGUAUCACUGAGCAGCCGUUUUACUUGAGAGAGACUUUCACUGUUAUUUAAGUUUUUUUCGUCUACAUCAUAACUUGGGACAAAAAGGCAACUCACUGUAAUUUGAACAUUCCAUGUUCAUAACGCUAGACGGGGGAAUGUGGUUGUAGGUCACAUGAUAAGUUAGCAGUGUCAGUUUUUCACUGUGACCUGAACUGUAAACCAUGCUGGACUAGAAAGAGACCAAACCAUUAUACUGUCCACUCCAUGUCAGGGAAAGUCAUUGAACUUAGGCCUGACCAUUUUAGUUCUCUAGACCAGUUUUCAUUCACAAAUGAAUGUUAUGGCCUCGCUCUUAUGCCAGAUUGGAUUGACAGCACUCACCAUCUGAAGUAUCCAAUUUCAACAUGAAAGUCUGUAAACAAGUGGAAUCUGGGCUAAAAAGAAAGUGACGUUGAAGUUGGUGCAUAGAGGUUGAAAUGAUGUGUAUAUAUAUAUAUAUAUAUAUAUAUAUAUACACAUAUGACUGGAAGUCAGCUGUUAGUGGGACCCAAGGAGCAAUAGCGCCAUCUGUUGGACUGUAAAAAGAAAGCUGCUGUCAGUCAUUCUUGAUAUUCAUAUUAGGUUUAUAAAAAAGCUUUGGGAGCCCCUUACGAGCCUACACCAAAGUGCUGACUUGUUUUUUUGCUUGUACAUAAUGCACACUGUAUCAUUUUCCAUAUAGCACAAAGAGGACUAGACAGACGAUUAUAUAGACUUACUAAAAAUGACUGUUUUUAUACUUAUUUAAAUGGAAAUGUUAGGGUUGAGGUCUUUGAGAGUGUGUGGAUGUUUGAUGGUGCAGUUGCACGUGGCAUCUGGGCAUAUAGUGUUUUUAGUAAAGAGUUUAAAAAUGUUAAGUGUGAAAAGGGCAACAUUAUGUAAAUGUGAAACUAAUUUGCUUAUAACACAUUUGCUCAGGUGCCUGCUGCUGUAACAAGUUUGCAAAGCUCUGUGACAAGACUUACUGACGAAGCCUGAUUGUCCAAUUAUAUAUACACUCCUGGACAGUACUGAAUAAGGAGACAUUGUUGUGUUAGUCUGCCCGUGUGUCUGUGAACGCUCUCUACUUUGUACAUUUUGAAGUUUGAAGGCUAGUCCUGUCCUCUUCUGUCUUUUAAUUUUGUGUGGUGUGUCUUUCAAGCUAGUGAAUUAAGAUGGGAGUUUGAGUCGGGCUGACAUGAAUAUGAAAUGUGUGAAUGUUGGCUUUAAAUGUGAAAACCUUGGAUAAGUGCGCACUCGGUGGUAAGGGACUCUGUUAACUGCUCAAAGUUCUGGUGGAGGAAAGUGUGAUGGUUCGGUGAAAGAUUGUUUUCUGUUUGGUGUCGAUUUAGGACACUGUCACGCCCCGUUUACGCAUAAUCUGCACACAAAUCAAUGCAGUUUGUCUUUUCAACUGCAACAUAAUCUGAAUAUUCAAAAUGAUACUGCUGAAAUAUGUUCCCAUCCAUCUGAAACUAAUGCAUUUUCACUGUAUAUCAAAGGUCAUCUCAGCACUACAUACACAUUUGUGUUUGUAUUUAAUGUUGUAAAAUAAAAAAUCUGUGGCCACUGUAGCAUAUGUUUAUAUGUACAGUAAACAAAUGUAAUAAUAUCUUUGCUUGUUCUCAAAUGAGAAAUAAUGUACAUAGAAGGAGUUCUUUUAUUUUAUUUUUUUCUAAAAGUUGCAUUAAAGUGAAUAGUUGCCUGGGGUAAGAGGUGAAAUAAAAAAAUGAAAUUUCCAAUACUGUAAAAGUGCUUUGAAAAAAUAAAGUCUAUUUACCCUUUA
Molecule: messenger RNA, 3926 nt
Organism: Pleuronectes platessa (European plaice)
Lineage: Eukaryota; Metazoa; Chordata; Actinopteri; Pleuronectiformes; Pleuronectidae
Gene: etnk1
Product: ethanolamine kinase 1
Exons: 8
Coding region: 195-1277 (360 amino acids)
Biological process (GO): phosphatidylethanolamine biosynthetic process
Cellular component (GO): cytoplasm
Molecular function (GO): ethanolamine kinase activity
Source: RefSeq, a predicted model, not a curated record